Molecule: messenger RNA, 2813 nt
Organism: Callorhinchus milii (elephant shark)
Lineage: Eukaryota; Metazoa; Chordata; Chondrichthyes; Chimaeriformes; Callorhinchidae
Gene: slc41a2b
Product: solute carrier family 41 member 2b
Exons: 10
Coding region: 306-1838 (510 amino acids)
Biological process (GO): monoatomic cation transport
Cellular component (GO): plasma membrane
Molecular function (GO): monoatomic cation transmembrane transporter activity
Source: RefSeq, a predicted model, not a curated record
GCGUGUGUGUCUGUCUAUCUGUGUGAUAUCUUUAUGUGUGUCUGUAGCAACGCAUUGCUGAUGUGGCAAUGAAUAAUAAACGGAAGCCGUUCACUUGUCAGGCAGAUUCUGGGCAGGACAAUAAGUUGGGAGGUUUGCCAAAGAGCCAAGUUCGGGAGCUGUGUUAACUGCUCUUUUCGGCUGUGUGUGUGCGUGUGUUAUUAGAAGGGGAAAAAAAACCCAACACAACAAGCCCCGGGGAACAGGCUGUGUUGUUACUUGCCUCUUCUCAAGCUAUCUGGCAGGAAGGGGCAGCAUGAUCCAUAAUGGCUUGUGCUCAAAUCUACGAGUUACACACUCCUCCUGGGCCAGCCGAUCGUUUUGCAGCCAAUGAAGCAGAGCUUCUCCUGUCGCAGUUCAACCAAAGCACCACGAACCACAGGGCUCGCAAACCCAGCCAUGAGAACCCUGAGAUGCCCAACACUCAGCUCCACUUGGACAGCGACAUCACCUCGGAGACUGACACCUUGUUGGAACAGGAAAGCUCUGCUAGUAACAGCGAGGAGCCCAAGACCAAGAAACCCUGGCUCCCCAAGGAGACUGUGCUCACCAUUGGAUGCCAGAUCUUGUUCCCUUUUCUCCUGGCAGGACUAGGGACGGUGACAGCUGGGAUGGUGCUGGAUAUUGUACAGCAUUGGACAGUGUUUGAAAAUAUCACAGAUGUUUUCAUCCUUGUUCCAGCACUUCUUGGUCUCAAAGGAAACCUAGAAAUGACCUUGGCAUCCAGACUUUCCACUGCAGUAAACAUUGGGAAAAUGGAUUCUGCCACGGAACAGUGGAAACUAAUAGCUUGCAAUAUGGCCCUAAAGCAGAUGCAAGCGACAGUGGUAGGAUUCCUGGCCGCUGUAGCUGCCGUUGUGCUCGGAUGGAUCCCUGAGGGUCAUUUCCGCAUGAACCACGCUGUGCUUUUGUGUUCCAGCAGUGUUGCUACCGGUUUUAUAGCCUCUCUAACACAGGGUAUAAUCAUGGUUGGGGUUAUUGUUGGAUCAAAGAAGACUGGAAUCAAUCCUGAUAAUGUUUCCACUCCCGUCGCAGGGAGCCUGGGAGAUCUCCUUACUCUUUCCAUAUUAGCUUGGAUCAGUCAAGGUCUCUAUAAUUGCCUCGAUACCCGGCCUUAUAUGUCUCCAUUAGUAUGUGCCUUCUUUCUGGCCCUGACACCUAUAUGGAUUGUGCUAUCUCUUAAACAUCCAGCCACCAAGCAAGUGCUUUGUUCCGGUUGGGAGCCCAUAAUUACAGCCAUGGGAAUUAGCAGCCUGGGCGGCCUUAUACUGGGCAAAACUGUGUCGGAUCCAAAUUUCGUUGGUAUGGUUGUUUUUAGCCCAGUUAUCAAUGGCAUUGGCGGUAACUUGGUUGCAAUCCAAACCAGCAGAAUAUCAACCUACCUGCACUUCCACAGCAAUCCCGGUGAGGUGCCAGAGGAAUUGCAGAACUGCCGAAAUCCUUGUAGGAUCUUUUUGGGCACAGGUUUGAAUAAUAAAUCUGCGCAGGUCUUGCUAUUGUUGGUGAUUCCAGGGCACCUGAUUUUCCUGUUUGCGAUUCACCUUCUCAAGAGUGGGCACACAUCUUUAACUCCUAUCUUUAUAUCCAUUUAUCUUGCUGCUGCUUUGUUGCAGGUAUCUAUCCUGCUGUGCACUGCUGACUGGAUGGUUCAUUACAUGUGGAGAAAGGGAAAGGAUCCUGACAGUUUCUCCAUUCCUUACCUGACUGCCCUUGGUGAUCUGUUGGGCACUGCCCUCUUGGCAAUCAGCUUCAAUAUUCUGUGGCUGAUUGGAGACAGAGAUGGGGACGUUGGGGAUUAAUAGCUUGAUAUGCCCGUUCCAAUCCUUCCAUAUUGGAUUCAGAUGAAAGGCCUUGAAUGACUUUGGCAAAACAAAAUUGGGAAAUAUCUGUGCUGCUUAUUUUAGAUGCGUACUACUUUAGCAAGGUGAAAACGGACUUUUAUUUUCACACUGAGCAUAGGGUUUCCCUGGUAUGAUGACAAACUUCACAAAUACUUUGCAUAUGCGAAAGAAGCAGUAAUCAUUUAACGAACAAAAUAAUGGUUGCAGUUGUGAAUGUGAAAAUCUUGUAUUUCUGGCAGCUCAGAGUCCUUGGCAUCAAUUGUACAGAGAUGGGAUACACCGACUUCUCAUAGUAGAACUGGUUUACGGGAUAGUCGAAUACAAAUUACAUUGUGGACUGAUAAACUAGCCCUGUUUAUCACCAGUGCAAUGUGCUUCACACAGAUAUCAAAUGUCAUUUGCCAAAAUCUGUCAGAACAGUGGAAUUGUUGGGCUUUUUCAUGUACCCAAAAGAUUUUAUGUUCUGGACAAAGAAAGGUUGGUUCAACAAUUUACUGCUCAACACCUUUUCAAAUGCACUCUGGUACUUCAAUGUGUAAUGUUUUUUACUGGUGAGCAAUUAACUCAACAAACAAAUAGUUUACUAUUUUAAGGCAUUAGGCCAUUUAUUUGACAGGGAGUUGUGCAAUAUCAUUUUAUUUUUAAUAAGUGAAGAUGCACCUUAUUUUACCAAAUUGCUCUCAACUAUUUUUGUAGGGUGCAGGUUUUUUAAGCAGCAAUGAUCCAGAAUUAUUCAACGAGCAAUGUGUGUUACAUGACGUGCAGAAGGAAAACCACUGUAUACUUAAACUGUCUGUAAUGUAGCACGCACCUUAGUUCAGAAUGUUUAUUUUCUAAUAACUGCUUUUCCUUCCUGAAAUCAACCGAGGUUGGUUUUGCUUUAAUUUUGUCUGAUAGUUAUCAGAUUUCAAUAAAAAAACUUAUUUAAGCAAA